Molecule: messenger RNA, 748 nt
Organism: Aspergillus ibericus CBS 121593
Lineage: Eukaryota; Fungi; Ascomycota; Eurotiomycetes; Eurotiales; Aspergillaceae
Exons: 1
Coding region: 130-615 (161 amino acids)
Source: RefSeq, a predicted model, not a curated record
UUGCAUGCGCCUCAAGUGUUAUAGAACAAGAAUGUUGAAGAUGGCGAAGGAUCAUCAGGGGUGGGCUCUUCGGGAAGUCGGAGACUGUCAGGAAGAGCCUAGGCUGGCGGCAGAUGAUGGGCUUAGGGGAUGACAGUAGCAGCAGCUGCAGUGUGCAUUGUCCAAACCCCGGCAAGGACCAGGGAAAGGGAGGUUCAGACCACGUACCUUUCACGACCGGAGGGAGUGACAACGAAAGCGAAACAAGAGCAGAGUCCUUGUUGGGGGCUGAAGCGACCCACGAGCAGGAUAAUCACUUUGUCAGCCCAGCGCUGCACAGGCGAAACCAGUCCGUCGGAUGGAGGAAGAAUAAUUGACGAUCCACAAGAUGCCCAAGAGUCCGAAUCACGGGCUAACCGUCGCAGAAUCACGUUGACUGUGGUGCGCUGGCGGCUGUGUCUGGAUCGGUCGGCAAGUCUGAUCCCUGGAGGUGAUGAUAAACGAGCCAGGCGGAAAUACCCAACAAGCCCGAGGAGCGACGGCGGGGAACUUGGAACCAGAUACGCGAGGGAGAGGGGGGCAAUGAUGGUUUCAGGCUCUUCUGGGAACAGCAAGUGGAUUAGUUCAGACGCUUAAUAAUCCGGGGCAAAGAUGGUAUACAUGUCCGGACCAGAUGCCCUCUUCCGCAAAGUCAAUGGGGACCAGAAGCGGAGGACGAGACGGUGGUGGUGACGAUGAUGAUGAGGCUUCCCUCCAGACGUUCGCGUAA